AUGGAUUUUAUCUUAGCCGAAGAAUCAAGACUAAAAGAAUACCAAGGACACGUAACGCUCAUAGACGGGUUGGAAGAGAAUUUGUCAAUUUGUGUUGUUAGACGCCAUUUUUUGGAGACAGCGGAUGUAUCACUAGCGACAAUUUUACCAAUUUUUAAUAGUUUGUUCUCUGCUUUCAAGUGCAAAAGCCGCAACGAUAAGAAAGAGCCAGGAGUUACGUUUCACAGAUUUCCAAAAGAUCCUGAAAGACGAAAACGUUGGGUUUUAGAAAUGAGACUUGCACAUUGGACUCCUACGAAUAAUGAUAGAGUUUGUUCUAAACAUUUCGAGGAAAGAUGGUUUUAUAAAUGUGAUACGAAGAGGCGGCUGCUGGAUCUAGCAGUACCCACAAUUUUUCCCGAAUUUCCUAAAUAUUUGCAAAAAAAGAAGACUCCAGAGAGGUCAUCAAUGACUAGUUCUCGACGUUUAGUAAAAUCUUUACCAUCAACCUCUCAUGAUAGUGAAAGUGAAAUGAUAGAAGAAGCCAGUCCUAGUAGGGCUACUCGGAGGUCUUCUACAACUAGUUCUGAACUUUUCGGAGAACCUGUACCAUCAGUAUCUAAUGAUAGUGACAGUGAAUUAGAAGAGAAAGCCCUUCCUAGUAAGGAAUGUUUCUGCUUUAAGCCUCAAGGAGCAGAGAGUUCUCUACGGAAUAAAUUGUUUCAGCUAGAACUAAGAUCUCGAGAAAAAAGUAAAAAAAUUAGGGUUCUCAAUCAAAAAGUUAGACGUUAUAAGGAAACAAUUAAUACUUUAAAAACUCGUCUAAAAAUAUUAGAUAAAAGUGAUUCACUGACAGCGGAAACUAUAUUGAUUGAAAUUGUUUAAGUAAUUGUUAAGUAAAAUAUGUGUACAUAGAUAUUACUUGUAAUUAAAAUUUAUAUUUGGCUAUCUUUUAAAAUUUUUGUAAUUAAA
Sitophilus oryzae (rice weevil) is the source of this 951-nucleotide messenger RNA. RefSeq names its product THAP domain-containing protein 1 A-like. The transcript is spliced from 6 exons. Gene Ontology annotation, molecular function: sequence-specific DNA binding. The coding region runs from base 1 to 864 and encodes 287 amino acids. The record is from RefSeq and is a predicted model, not a curated record. Lineage: Eukaryota; Metazoa; Arthropoda; Insecta; Coleoptera; Curculionidae.